Messenger RNA from Nymphaea colorata (pocket water lily), 2529 nucleotides. Its product is annotated as putative kinase-like protein TMKL1. Gene Ontology annotation, molecular function: ATP binding; protein binding; protein kinase activity. The transcript has 2 exons. The coding region runs from base 16 to 2187 and encodes 723 amino acids. NCBI's taxonomy places the organism in Eukaryota, Viridiplantae, Streptophyta, Magnoliopsida, Nymphaeales, Nymphaeaceae. Gene Ontology annotation, biological process: protein phosphorylation. The record is from RefSeq and is a predicted model, not a curated record.
GACUAAAAGGGAUCAAUGGUCAAGAUGGCUAUCAAGUUUAGUUUAGGAUCCUUCCUGUCUUUCACUAACAAACAUCUUAGUUUGAAUAAAUUAAUUGUGCACAGACGCCUUCUUUAUAUCACAGAGUUUCCCUUCUCUUCUUUCCUCAACUCUCUCUCUCUCUCUCUCUCUCUCUCGCUCGCUGCUUCGGCAAGCAAAGCUAUGGCGUCUUCCUUCCUCCCAUCUCUGCUAUUGUUAUUAUUCUUCUUCUUUUUUAUGCCUUCUUCUUUGUUCUCACAGCCACUGUCGCCAGACGUGCUGCUCCUUAUAGAGAAGGUUAAGCCUGCUCUCGGGGGCAACUCUGAGAAUUUCCUCCUGGCCUCAUGGAACACUACCGUUCCCCUCUGUCAAUGGAGGGGACUCCAAUGGGGCUUCCAGAAUGGCACCAUCCUUGACUGCGAGAGCCGCAGUCCUAAUUACUCGACAUCUACCAAUCAAACCUCCUCCCUCCUUGGAGACCCCUCCCUGCAACUCCUCUCCCUCCAGCUCCCAGCCGCCGGCCUCGCGGGCGAACUGCCCCGCGAGCUCGGCAAGUUCUCCGCUCUCCGUUCGAUUUUCCUCGACAUUAAUUCCCUCUCUGGCGGCAUCCCUCUUGAGCUCGGCAACAGCCCCGCCCUCUCCGACGUCGACCUGCACGGUAACGCCCUUUCCGGCCCGCUGCCACCGUCAAUUUGGAACCUCUGUGACCGGCUCGGCUCGCUCCAUCUCGACGACAACCGGCUAUCUGGUGAGCUGCCGCGCCCCGCUCUCCCCAACGUCUCGUGUCCGAGUCUCGUGUCUUUGAAGCUCGGAAGCAACCGGUUCGACGGCGAGUUUCCCGAUUUCAUCGCCGGAUUCACCUCUCUAAAGGAGCUCGAUCUGGGAAACAACCUUUUCUCAGGUCCGGUGCCGGAGACUCUACUGGGGAUGCAGAGCCUCACCUCGUUGAACCUCUCCCACAAUAACUUCAGCGGCAGGAUUCCAGGCGGCCUACGUUCACGGUUCGGCGAGGCGGCGUUCGCGGGGAAUCCCAUUAGUUCAAAUGCAAAGCCAGGCCUGUCACCAGGGGCGAUAGCCGGAGUGGUCAUUGCUUCAAUGGCCGGGUUGGUGAUCCUGAGUUCGGUCUCAAUUGGAUUGUUGCAGAAGAGGAAGAAGAAGAAGGGGGAUGGAAGCGAAGAAGAGGCAGACGAAGAGUGGGGCGGUGGGGAGGGCAAGUUGGUGCUUUUCCAGGGCGGCGAGCACCUCAACUCCGAGGAGAUCCUGAACGCCACCGGCCAGGUUAUCGCGAAGACGAGCUACGGGACGGUGUACAAGGCGAAGCUUGGCGAUGGUGGUGUCAUCUCUCUGAGGCUGCUGAGGGAAGGGAGUUGCAGAGAGAGAGAGUGGUGCCUGCCGCUGGUGAGAGAGAUGGGCCGCGUUCGCCACGACAAUUUGGUGCCCCUGAGGGCCUUCUAUGAAGGUGAGAGGGGCGAGAAGCUGCUUGUCUAUGAUUACCUGCCCAACAAGACGCUACAUGAUCUCCUUCAUGAAACUAGAGCGGGGAAGCCGAUGUUAAAUUGGGUACGUCGGCACAAGAUUGCUUUAGGGAUAGCCAGAGGACUUGCUUAUCUCCACACUGGCCUGGAAACACCACUCAUUCAUGGAAAUCUGAAAUCGAAGAACAUCUUGGUUGACGAAUUUUAUGUUGCUCGGCUGACAGAAUUCGGGCUGGAUAAGUUAAUGGUGCCUGCUGUGACAGAGGAGAUGCUAACUGCCAUCAAAUCCGAAGGUUAUAAAGCACCAGAGUUGCAGAAGAUGAGUAAGUGCAAUACAAGAACAGACAUUUAUAGUUUCGGGAUACUUCUAUUGGAAAUUCUUUUGGGGAAGAAACCUGGUAAGGAUGCCAGAACAGGAGACUUCAUAGACCUGCCAGCAAUAGUGAAAAUUGCGGUUCUAGAAGAGAACACGAUGGAAGUAUUUGACGUAGAGGUAUUGAGAGGGAUAAGGAGUCCAAUGGAAGACGGUCUGGUUCAGGCACUGAAGCUUGCAAUGGGCUGCUGUGCUCCUGUUCCUUCUGUAAGGCCUGAUAUUGGCGAAGUAGUGAAACAAUUGGAAGAGAACAGACCACGGAACAGGUCUGCUUUGUACAGCCCGACUGAGACAAGAAGUGGAAUGGACACACCCUACUGAUCGUCUCUACAUUUUGUUGUGCGACCACCUAUGGUAUUUUUGCUGGGCUCCCUGACAUGGACUUGGCACGAUCAUGGAAAUAGAAACAACUUUAAUUGCAUUUCAAAGUGAGGCAGAAAAAAGGUGGGAUUCUUCAUCCUUUGAGUGUGUGGUGUGUUCUGUCGUGAUUAGGACAAGACUGUCUUUUUCCAAUCAAGAAGACUGCAAUUCAUGUUCAUAGUGCAAUACAAGCUUCAUGUAUUUUUCCUCCCCAUCUUUCUCUUUUCUAAAGCAAUAUUGUAACAAAGAAGAAUUAUAACCAGUGAUCUUGCUAUUACUUUAUGAUACACCUUUUGCUUUGCA